CCUUUUAUACUAGAAUUUUUUGGCCCUCAUGGGGGAACAAGAGGCACAACAGAUGACAUCAAAUGACAAGGGAAAAAGCUCAACAUUUCCCCGGACAAAUGCCUCAAUGUACAUAUGUACCGGUUACUGAAUUGGCCCUUUAGAGUUGUACUAACCGCAUCACUCGUCCUCAUGCUUGAGCGUGGGGGAGGCCAAGCUCAAAGCAACGUACACGGGACAGAAAGGGAAACAACCGGGUCCUCUGCUAAAAACAGCGGGUGGAACAAGCUCCUGGUCUGGUCGAGACACGCGCGAAAUGUAAACCAUUUCGUAUUUGGCGCACAACCCCGGACCUGUGCGCUACGCUUUGACGGCUAAAUUAAUUCCGGGAGUCGGGUCCAACUUUUCUGUGGUGUUGGGGUUUAAACUCUAGGGAAAAAAUACAAAAGAUAACGCCGGGGUCUGUGAUUGGCCGGAGUGCGAUAAACUCUAACCCUAUUUC
Williopsis jadinii is the source of this 481-nucleotide messenger RNA. RefSeq lists its product as uncharacterized. The transcript has a single exon. The record is from RefSeq and is a predicted model, not a curated record. The coding region runs from base 115 to 357 and encodes 80 amino acids. NCBI's taxonomy places the organism in Eukaryota, Fungi, Ascomycota, Saccharomycetes, Phaffomycetales, Wickerhamomycetaceae.